GCUUGUUGUGACAUAAUCUCGUGAUUACAAUGUAAGCCACGACUGCUUCAUGGAUUCGGCGAAUGUCGAUAUCAUAGUCACUGGCCUUUCCGGGGAAACACUUGCCAACCUGAGCCUGCCGUCCACUUCGACAAUUUCAGCAGUGAAGCUGGCGCUCUGCCAACGACUUCAUACGCGGCCCUUUCAGCAACAACUUGUGCUUGAUGAGGCGCUGCAAGAUGAUCAGAAGCUUAAUCAAGUUGCAAAUACUUCUCCUCUGCAUUUGAGCCUUGUUAUUCUGCCUAUUGACCCAGAGUGGUCUCCCAAACUGAUGCAUGCAGCUGAGUCAGGCGACUUGGAGCAGAGCCGCUCUUGUCUAGAAAAGGGAGCCGAGGUGAACAGCAUCUAUGAUGGGAGCACAGCACUCUCUUUGGCAGCUGGAAAUGGCCACCUUCCUGUGGUGGCUUUGUUGUCCUACGCUCAAGCUGAUCUAGACACAGCCUUGGCAGAUGGGGCCACUCCACUACUCCAUGCAACCUUCAAUGGUCACUUGCCGGUGGUGCAAUUUCUGUGCGGACAAGGAGCAGACAAGGAGAAGCCCAAUGCCAAUGGUGGCACGCCUCUAAUGCACGCUGCCCAGCAGGGUGCGACGGAGAUUUUGGAGUACCUUUGCGCGCAAGGCGUCCGCCUGGAUCAAAGGCGUGUGGAUGGGGCAUCUGCUCUGAGCAUAGCAGCAGCAGUUGGCCACGCAGACGCCGUCAAAUGCUUAUGCGAAUUCCUUGCAGAUGUCAACAACAUUGCAGAUAGGGGUGUGACUCCGCUGCUACUGGCUGCUCGGGCUGGACAUUUGGAUGCGGUGCAGAUGCUGGCUGAGGCGCAUGCAGAUGUGAAUAUGAUUUCAGAGGGCGGAGCCACCGCAUUGAGCAUUGCAGCGCAUAUGGGGCACACCGAAGUGGUUCGGUUUUUAAGCGCAUGUGCCAUGGACGGCGAAGCGGAGUCGGUGCCUUUGCUGGCAGCUUGCCAGGCUGGCCAUGCUGAAAUGGUGCGCAUUCUGUGCGAGGCGAGGUGUAACCCAGACGGGCACGGCGGGCAUGGGUUGACGCCCCUGGACCUGGCGACAAAGAACAGGAACUUGCCGAGUUUCUGCACUUUGUUGAGGGCCGGCGCAAAUCAGUGUACUGCUGACAUUUCCGACAUGCAACUUCUUUUGGCUGCCAGUACAGGUGACUUGGAAGCGGCACGUAUGCUGUGUGAAUGUAGUGCAGAUCUGGAUGCACAAGAUCAGGAUGGAAUGACAGCCUUGUGUUAUGUAGGGCAGCAUGGCUUUUUGGACAUUGCACAAUAUUUACUGGAAGCUGAAGCUCAGGUGGAUUUUGCCCGAUGUGAUGGUGCCACUCCUUUGUGUUUGGCUGCGCAUGAGGGACAUGCUACAAUGGUGGACCUUUUUCUGCAGGCGGGCGCCUACCCUGAUGCUUGUAUGGCCGAUAAUGUCACACCGCUGCUGCUGGCCUGCCGAGAGGGUCACCUGGAAGUGGUCCGCUGUUUGUGUGAGAGAGCUAAUGUCAACCUUGCCAUGCGCAACGGCCUAACCCCUCUAUGCGUCGCAGCAAUCAGCGGCAGUUUCGAUCUGGUGAAGUUGCUAUGUGCCGCCGGUGCUGACAUCUCAAGAGGUGCAAGAUGUGGUCGCAAACCGGCACACUUUGCAGUUGACAAUGGGCACACCAAUGUGUUCGCCUAUCUCUCCGAGCUUGAAAGCACGUGAGAAUGUUAUGCAAACAUGUGC
Molecule: messenger RNA, 1762 nt
Organism: Effrenium voratum
Lineage: Eukaryota; Dinophyceae; Suessiales; Symbiodiniaceae
Source: the annotation of a GenBank genome assembly